Messenger RNA from Closterium sp. Naga37s-1, 2499 nucleotides. The record is from the annotation of a GenBank genome assembly. Lineage: Eukaryota; Viridiplantae; Streptophyta; Zygnematophyceae; Desmidiales; Closteriaceae.
AUGGCGAAUCUCGCCUCGUCGUAUCAAGUGGGAGACUACGUGCCGUUGGCAAGGAAAGGCCAGUUUAACAAUAUGCGGACGCACUGGCACGACGCCAUUGGACGGCACUGCCCGCGAUUCGGCAUCAACCGAGAGGUGGCCUUACCCAUCCCGCGCCCUGUUGGGUUUGAAAUGGCAGAACAUUCGUAUAAGAUGUCGCUGUCAGUGGGCAAUGAGAAGUUUGUGACGCCUUGGCUUCUUGUGAUUGGUCGGAAGAGCCAGAACGUGCCGCUCAUUGAAGUCACCCUGACCCACUUUGCAGGCGAUCUGAGGGGAGUGCAGGCGAAGGUGCACAACUUACCACAUGAAUAUCUGGAGCGGCAUCGGCAGCUGGCCAUGGAGUUCAGGAACGAGUCGCACUGGCCCAAGCACGUGCUCAUGCGCUACACGUGGAACGAGUAUGCGGAGGUAGACGUCACAGCAGGUCUCCUCGUCCUCUUUGCCUCAAGUAAGCAUGUCCUUUCCUAUUGUCCCUCCUCCCCUGCCUCUCCCCCCUGCCUCUCCUCCCCUGCGUCUCUUCCCAUGCCUCACCUCCCCUGCCUCUCCUCCGCUGCCUACCAUUCCGUAUCUUCCAAACCUCGUUCUCUUUGCCCCAAGCACUCGUGUUCUUUUCCACUGCCUCUCCUCCCCUGCCUCUCCUCCACUGCCUGUCCUCCACUGCCUCUCCUCCACUGCCUCUCCUCCACUGCCUCUCCUCCACUGCCUCUCCUUCCCUGCCUGUCAUGCCUGCCCUCUCACCAGUUCACGCAUACCCUUUUUCUAACGAUAACUUAUGAACAAGCAGAGGCGGAGAGUGCUGCUGCAGUGCCAAGAGGAGGGGAGGUUGCCAAGAAGAUGGCAGAGAGUGCUGCCAUGGUGCCAGGCAGGGCGGGGGCAAUGUGGAUUGAGAGAAUUGCAUUGCAUGGUGCAUUGGUAGUAUCAUCUCUCACACCUCUUCCUCCCUCCUCUUCCCGUCUCUCCCAGGUAGCAGGUCUCCCUGGGGUGACCGAGCAGUGGUUUGAGAAGCGCAAGGAGGCCGUAGCAGCCGCCGCCGCCGCCGUUUCUGGGGGAAAGCGCGGCGCGGUCGCAGCGGCGACAGCAGCGGCGGCGGCGGCCGCAGCAGCUACAGCCGCUUCCGGGGACAUCGCAGCAAGGGGAGACGUGGGUGGAGGUGCGGCGGGGGGGAUUCCGCCAGGGGGAGGAGCGCCAGUAGCAGCUGGCGGGUGGUUGAUAUACGAAUGCGUGGUUUGCAGUAAGAAGUACAAUAGCGAAUCAGCUCAUGCGAGUCAUUUGCGAUCCAAGCUACACGCCUCCAAGGCUGCUGCUGCUGUGGCGGCCGCGCGGGCAGGUGCAACUGGGGCAGGUAUUAUCGGGGCUGGGGUUCAGGGUUCAGGGGUUUUGGACCCCUCUAAGCCUGUGAUUCGAAGGGUCGAGGCGAAACCGGUUGUGGUGGCGCAUAGAGGAACGGGCGUUGGGGUUAAGGAUAAAGGGAAGGGGGUGGUGGGAGAGGAUGAGAAGGAGGAGGCGGAGGAGGAAGAGGAGGAGGAAGAGUGGGAAGAGGUGGAUGAGGAGGAGGCUGCUGCUUUGCUGGCGGAGGGAGGGGAGGAGGUAGACGAGGGAGAAGAGGGAGAGGAGGGAGGGGAGGAGGGAGAAGGAAGCAAGGGAGGAGAAGCGAAGGAAGGGGAGGAGGGGGAAGCUAAGGGAAAAGGGGAGGGAGAAGGAGUGGGGGAGUGGGACGUAUCGCAAUGCUUUUUCUGCGACAAGAAGAACAAGGGUGGGGUGGACGAGUGUGUGGAGCACAUGCACAGGCACCACGGGUUCUUCAUCCCCGAUAUGGAGUUCCUCACGGACCUGCAAGGGAUGCUACAGUACCUGGCGGCGAAAGUGACCCAGGGGCGCAUGUGCCUGUGGUGUGACGACCGGAGCAAGCAGUUUAGCUCGGUAGAGGCUGUGAGGGCGCAUAUGGAAGCGAAGAGCCAUGCAAAGCUGCGGUAUGGAGAUGGGUCUGGCGUGGCGGAGGAGGAACUUGAAGACUUCUACGAUUUCAGCACCAGUUACGAGGAGGGCACGAGUCGUGAGCUCAUUGCGGCUGACGACACCCGUCCGCAUGUGGCGCUCACCAGCGGGGGCAUGGAGCUCAUCAUUUUCAACGCUGCAGCAGGGAAGGGGAGCAGGGGCGCGGAUAAGGGCGCAUGCGGCACGAAGCGCGUGAUUGGCUCGCGGGAUCUCGCGAGAUAUUAUCGCCAGAAACCGAAACCGACGGGAGACAGCAACACGCGCCUCGUGGCAUCGGUUCUCGCCAGGUAUCGAGCCAUGGGGCUGGCAACACGUCAGUUGGGGUGGCGAACACCAGAGCAGCAGCAACAGAUGAAGCAGAAGGAUGCAACGGCAAAGGGGCGGGAGAGGUUCGAGCGCUUCCGCACGAGCGUGGGCAUGAACAACAACAUCAACUGGAACCUGCCAAAGAAUGUGCCAUAUUAA